This is a messenger RNA of Funneliformis mosseae, 1065 nucleotides long. Lineage: Eukaryota; Fungi; Glomeromycota; Glomeromycetes; Glomerales; Glomeraceae. The record is from the annotation of a GenBank genome assembly.
AUGGUCCGACAUUGUGUUAUAUGUAAUAAAGAACGCGCGGCUGUAAAAAGACCUAAAACAGGACAAAAAGUUUGUAGGGAAUGUUUUUAUUAUGUAUUUGAAACGGAAAUACAUAAUACUAUUAUAGAUAAUAAACUAUUUAAAAAAAAUGAUAAAGUUGCCAUUGCGGCUUCUGGAGGAAAAGAUUCGACUGUAUUGGCUCAUGUUAUGAAACUUUUAAAUGAAAGAUAUCAAUAUGGAUUAGAGAUGUUUCUUUUAUCAAUUGAUGAAGGGAUAACUGGUUAUAGGGAUGAUUCAUUAGAGACAGUGAAGAGGAAUCAGCAGCAAUACGAAUUACCUCUAAAAAUUGUUUCUUAUAGCGAAUUAUAUGGAUGGAGUAUGGAUCAAAUUGUAAAGGAAGUUGGAUUGAAAAAUAAUUGUACUUUUUGUGGUGUAUUUAGACGUCAAGCAUUAGAUAGAGGAGCUGUUAUGCUUGAUGUGGACCAUAUCGUAACAGGACAUAAUGCCGAUGAUAUUGCCGAAACAGUUUUAAUGAAUAUUUUGAGAGGAGAUAUAGCAAGGCUUCAAAGGUGUACAGAGAUAUGUACGACUGGGGACGGAUGUGUACGACGAUCCAAACCUUUUAAAUACACUUAUGAGAAAGAAAUCGUCAUGUACGCGUAUUUUAAGAAACUUGAUUAUUUUUCAACAGAAUGUAUAUAUUCACCUAAUGCAUACAGAGGUCAUGCUAGGACAUUUUUAAAGGAUUUAGAAGUUAUCAGACCUAGCGCUAUUAUUGAUAUUAUACAUUCAGGAGAAGCAUUUGAAGUUAAAAAAGAAGUAAAAUUACCCACUCAGGGAGUGUGUAAGAGAUGCGGAUAUAUGUCAAGUAAUGAAUUAUGUAAAGCAUGUGUACUAUUAGAAGGAUUAAAUAGAGGUUUACCAAAAAAAGUUCAUGGAGAUAUGCCGCGAGAUACAGCUAUAAUACCUCAUUUUAAUAGAAUUCAAGUUAGCAAGGGCAAUUAUGAUGAUAGCAAUAAACCUAUCGAAGAGUCAAAAAGCAACAAUAAAAUUGAUCAAGGAUAA